This is a messenger RNA of Teleopsis dalmanni, 573 nucleotides long. RefSeq names its product E3 ubiquitin-protein ligase NRDP1-like. Bases 1 to 573 code for a protein of 190 amino acids. Lineage: Eukaryota; Metazoa; Arthropoda; Insecta; Diptera; Diopsidae. The transcript has 2 exons. The record is from RefSeq and is a predicted model, not a curated record.
AUGGGUUACGAUUUAGACAGAUUUCACGAGAAAAUUUCAAGUAGCAUGAUUUGCAGCUUAUGCCGCGGAGUCAUGGAGAAGCCAACAACUGAGCCAACCUGUAAGCAAAAAUUUUGCCAGGCAUGUUUGGUGGCGUUUUGGUCCGUGUCUGGAAGGUGUCCUUGUGGCAAACGUAUUUCAAUACGCAAAACUUAUGAUGCAGGACCAGACUUGUGCAUUCGCAUUUCAAACUUACAUAUUAACUGUGAUUAUGCAGACAGCGGAUGCAAUGUCAUCAUAAAAGUGCGAGAUCUCAAGUCUCAUGUGGCCCAGUGUCCUUAUAAGCCUGAAUUUGAAUGUGAAGCAGGUUGUGUUCUUGAAGAAAGUGAUACUGAAGAGCAACGCCAUAACUGUAUAGAGGUGCAGAAUGAGGCCUUAAAAGAGGUUCAAAAUUCUAUCAGUGAGCUGGCAGAGAUGGAAAGCACUAUUGAGGACAACUUAAACAAGAGCGAUGCGUUAAUUGAGUUGAUGAAUAUUAAUAACCCGUCUAUCAAUGACAUACUCAAUUCAAUGUGUAGUCCAUUUGUGGAAUAA